UAAAACUUUCUCAAACAAUAUAGCUUAUUAGAAAAACUCCGUAUAAAAAAUACAAAGCGUAUAUACACUGAUAUAAGGUUAUCACAUUUGAAUUUACCGCGUGUUGAUCAAGCGACGUCAUAUGACGGGCGCAUUGGUCGGGCGUCGAGCCGCGGACCGGCCAGUCUUUGUGCAGAUCAUAACCAUAACCCAUAACGUGCAACAGCCGACUCAACGUGUUCCGUCUUGUUUUCAAGAUUCUGGCGUCUUUUUCCACAAGAAGGAAAAAAGAAAUGAUAACAUAGACAAUAAUAAUAUCACAUCGGAUAUUAUUGACAAUUGUAUUAUCAACAAUGUUCAAGUUCAAGAAGAAAUACGCGUCAAGCUUGACCAUAUGGAAGUUAAAUUAGAUCGUAUCUUAAGGAAGCUCUAUCCAGAAGAAGUAAAAUUGAAGCGACCACGCGGAAUUCCUGCAUUUCCUUUACGAACUGAACAAGAGUGGAAUACUUUGGAAAAUAUUCUCGCAGAUGACAAUACAUUUACAUAUGUAGUAGAUGUCUUCGCGGCAAAAAUUAAAAACCUGGAAUCAGAGGUUGCUGCUGUACUCCCUAAAAUAAUUACAAAUUCCCUUGCCAGAUGUAUUAGCUGGGGAGGCACUCAGAAGACCAAAAUUGCUUUUAAUAGCAGCAAAACAUAUGAGGCUAUUCAAGCCACUAUUUUGCUGAAGUUUGGUAAUACAGCUGAUCUAGAUAAACCCGAAAAUUACGUGAAGCGCUGGUUUAGCACAAGUGCUCAGCGAGUGGUGUAAAUGCGUUUCAUAAAAAUAGAUAUUGCUAAAAUGUGAUAUAUAUACAUAUAUAUUAUUAGUACUUGUUUUACGCAGCAAUUUAUAUAAUGUGCAAUUUAACUAUAUAAAAUAGAUAUAUAAGCAAGCAUAAUCUACGAUA
Molecule: messenger RNA, 926 nt
Organism: Solenopsis invicta (red fire ant)
Lineage: Eukaryota; Metazoa; Arthropoda; Insecta; Hymenoptera; Formicidae
Exons: 4
Coding region: 122-787 (221 amino acids)
Source: RefSeq, a predicted model, not a curated record